Messenger RNA from Xenia sp. Carnegie-2017, 965 nucleotides. Its product is annotated as ufm1-specific protease 1-like. The record is from RefSeq and is a predicted model, not a curated record. NCBI's taxonomy places the organism in Eukaryota, Metazoa, Cnidaria, Anthozoa, Malacalcyonacea, Xeniidae. The coding region runs from base 114 to 749 and encodes 211 amino acids. The transcript has 5 exons.
UCUUUUUAGAUCUGUUGAUCGUACGCAAAGCGUAUCUUGUUUUUAAGAGAAUUCUACACAGUUCCAAUUUCCAGUGGAAGAUUUGUGUGUGGAAUGUGGAGGAGACAGAUGGGAUGUCGUUAUUAACUGACGUACAUAAAGCUUUGUCAGUUCCUAAUGGAUGUUUCCAGUACUCAAUAGUGAAAGGAUCGUAUGAGUAUUACCAUUAUGGUUGUGAUGGUCAAAAUGAUAUGGGCUGGGGAUGUGGCUAUCGAACUCUACAAACUUUGUGCUCUUGGAUUAAACACAGUUGUUCCAUGAAGGAAUUUUCGAAUGUUCCAAGCUUAUUGACUAUUCAAGAAACUCUUGUUGCUAUUGGUGACAAACCAGCAUCUUUUGUCAAUUCAAGAGAAUGGAUUGGUUCAUUCGAGAUAUGUCUGUUCCUGGACCACUGUUAUGAUAUUCCUUGCAAGAUCAUCCAUAUUCAAAGCGGUCAUGAGAUUGAAUCAAAAUUUGAAGAGCUCAUGUCACAUUUUGAGAAGUUUGGUUCGCCAGUUAUGAUUGGAGGUAAUUCUGAUGCUUCAUCCAAAGCUUUAUUGGGGGUUGCAAUGAGCAAUGAAAAAAAGUACUUUUUGAUUUUAGAUCCACAUUUCUCUGGGAAUGCUGCAGAACGCAAUCAUCUUAUAUCCAAUGGAUGGAUAUCUUGGAGAGGCGAAGAACUAUUCAUGGAGAAUUCUUUCUAUAAUUUUUGCCUACCUCAACAUAAGUGAAAAUAAACAAUAAAGGCAUUGCAGAACAGGAAUGUGUCAUAAAUUUAGAAAAUAUGUUAUUGAAUAAUUAAAAACAAAGCAGGAAGCUAAAAUUAAAUAUUUUCUGAAAGGAAACAGUCCAGGAAUCUCCAAUGCAGGCAAUGGUUUUGAGGUAGUGUUGACUAUUAUUAUAUUCUUAAUUCUCGUUUUAAUGAAAUAUAAUCUCUUUGUCGAGGA